This is a messenger RNA of Microbotryum saponariae, 661 nucleotides long. NCBI's taxonomy places the organism in Eukaryota, Fungi, Basidiomycota, Microbotryomycetes, Microbotryales, Microbotryaceae. The record is from the annotation of a GenBank genome assembly.
AUGACGACUGCUUCGACCUCAACCAACGACCACGCCGCGACGGCCCCGCAAUUGCCCCCGAUGCAACUCUCCGGCGCCCUAGACACGACGGCGUGUACCACUUACGAUGGCGCCUUGUUCGGCAUCUCUGCCGAAAUGAUCAAGUGGGCGAAGGAUCGCAAGGAUCGUCCGAUGUCGUGUCUGUGCCGACACCAACAAGUCAAGAUGAGUCUGAACUAUGGUGUGGCCCGAUGCCCGUUAUUACAUCACUGCAGACGUGCCCAUCGACGAUCAAACCAUCCGCCUGUGGACGCUCAACAAGAUUCGUCUCCUUCUUGCGGCGAGCGAUCGAACUUUGGCCUUCUUUGAUCUUCCCGAGCUGACCGCAGACGAAGUGCGGCUGUUCGAUCGUCUCGAGGAACGGCUUUCCCGUUUCGAUCGCCAGCAGUGUGCGCAAGAUGCCGAAGCGGCGCGUGCCCGUCUGAACCAUGACCAACGAAUUGCAUUUGACGGAUUUCUUCGCACGGUCGAGCUCGAUGUCGUCGAUCAGAUGCGCGACGACAACCUUGGGCCGCAGCAUGUGUUUGUCCUCUUCGGUCGGACCCUACGGUGCUACGCCAGGGCGCAUCUCGCGGCCGGUGUUCCCUUCUCGCGGUCCACUGCCACCGCAACACGGUCGUGA